CGAACAACAACCUCGGUGGGAACCUCGGCGGGAAGGUGCGAACGAGCUGUUGACCCAACUGGCCGUCUACUCUUAAAUUCUGGCGCCCUCUGCAUUUUGAUAUCAGACUUCACUUUUACAACCCAGUCGCGACGCACUACUUUAUUGUCAUUUGCCUAAGACCUUGCCGUCGUCGCAUCUCGUCGCAUCUCGUCGCAUCUCGUCGCAAGUGCCCAGUCGCCUCACACCAACAGCCUUCGCCCGCAGCAUCGCCAACAAGCAACCUGGCCAACGUUGCCAAACAGCAUCGCCCAGAGCAUCGCCACCACCUGGCCGACCCACCCAGCGGGCCCUUUUCUCCCCCUCCCUUCCUCACUUUCUCUUCACUUUCUUCCCGACCUCUCUUCCCGUCCUCUCUUCCAGCCACUUUCUUCACCGUCCUCUCCCUCCCUCGCUCCUGCCCUCCCUCUUGGCAAAUACCAACGACCGCAUCGCUUGUUUUGCCAAUCUCAGCAAGAUGUCACCCGAAACCGACAUGCUGCUGCUGAAGGUCCUCGCCGAGCUCCGUAAGGACCAGAGCGAGGCCAUGACGGAGGCGCUGCUGGGCUGGGUCGGCACCCUGUUUGUGGACCUCCAAAAUCCGCUCAACAUCAGCAUCUUGGCCCGCGAGGUCCUUUUGUCCCGGGCUGUUUGGAGCCACCCAGCCGCCGUUGCCCGCCCUCUGGCGACCUGCAUGCGUGUCAUGGCCAUGUUUAAGAGCGCAUGUGCCAGAGUCCUCGCCAAGAGCGCCCAGCCCUUCCCGCCGUCCUGGGGCCAGGAGCCCGAGCGGAUCUCGCUAGAGGCGUGGUCCAACGCCGUCGCCGCUGCCUUUGACGGCCAGAGCGAGCACUGGAAGGGCCUUCUGGCGCAUGUCGGUCUCCUAGUGGCGAUCCAGCAAGCCGACGUUGCCGACGUCGCUGCCCCCGCCGCUGCCCCCGGCUCGCAGGCCGCCCGCAUCAGGAAGGCUGCCGCCAACAGUCGUCGGCGCGCCAAGGCAGACCUGGAGCGUCGCGUCGAGGUUUCAACCAACAUGGGACUGAGGCAGCUCCACGGGAUAACAGACUUCGGCAAGCGCCAGCUACCCGAGGCCGCCAUGACGCUGGCCGUGUCCCACGCCUGCCCGCUGCUGACCGAGACGCAGUCCCGCUACAAGCUCAACCUAGAGCUUCUAGUCCCAGCCGCCCUCCACGCCCUGGCACAUAACAAGGAGGGUCUGCAGGGCUUCGCCUUCAUGGUCGGCAUCAAUGACGAUGUCCGCUUCCACCAAGAUGGCAGUGUCGACUGGCCCAAGACAUCAAAGUCCUUCGAGGACGUCGAGCGCGCCACCACCACGCCCCUCAUCGCCGCCUUGGGACCUCUGUCACAGGUCCUUGCCCACGCCGUCACGUACGCGAGGUCGCCCGAACUUGUCGGCGACGUCCUCAACGGCCUUAUUGGCAUAUCGGACUCUCUAUCCCGCACCUGGGGAGCGACCCGGCUGUCGGGGCUGGAGCACAAGCAGGACGGCCUCUCGGCCGCGACGCGCAACCAGACGCUGCCCGUCUUGCUCAACCUGCAGCGCAACGUCAUGUACGCUUGCAUGCAGGUUUUGCAGGCCGUCGUGUACAGGGCCGCGUGGGACUCUGAUAUCGCGAUAGGCCGCAGCAUGGCCGCCCCCAGGAUGCUGAGGGUGCUCCGCAACCUGUCCUUCGUCACGUUGCGCCCGGGCAACGGCUCGUUCGCGGCCUACCAGACCAGCUACUCUGGCGCCGUCGACCUGCUCGCCCGUAACCCCCAGGCCACGUUUCGCGCCCUGCAUGGGAUGCUGAUGCCCAGCAUGGCCAAGAGGCUCUCGGAGGCCAGCGGGCUGGAAAAGACGUUGGCCCAGUUCUACAUGGGCUUGGCCGAGAACCUGCCGGAUCAGCUCUCACAUGAGUCCUGCCAGCUGCUCGUCCUAAAGCAAGCCGGCGCCAUCAUCUCCGCGCCCGCCUCGCCCACCCCCGACAUCGUGGACCUCGCGCUCUACGAGACGGCGCACGCCGCCACGCUCGCCGUCUUUGCGUGCCAGCGGCACAGCGAUCUCAGGGAGUCCUGGGCGCGCCCCUACGCCUUGAAUCUCCUGGAGGCCUUCCCCGCGCGCAUCUCGGCCCGCCAGUUCCGACUCGGCUUCAAGCACGUGGUCAAGUACCUGUUCCCGCCGUACACGAUGACGCCCGGGGGCGACGACAGCCUCGCCUCGGCGGCGCUCGAGGUCGUCAACGGCUGGGCCGCCGAGGCCGCCAAGACGGGGACGGCGCCGCUCGCCCCGCACGCGGACGACAAGGCCGCGGACGCUCCGCUGACGGAGCAGAGCGUGCUCGUGCUCACGCUCGUCGACUCUCUGCCGGUCGUGCCGGUCGCCGAGCUGGAGGAGUGGUUGGCGGUCGUGGCGAAGCGCUUCGGCGAGAUUGUGGAUCCCGCGGUUCGCGACGUGGUGAGGCGCCGGCUGUUGGCCGUGCUGGUCGACGGCGAGCUGGAUGUCGAGCAGGCCGCUGUGGCGGUGGCGUGGUGGGGGACCCAUGGUGGUCAUAGCCUCGUGGAUGGUGCGCCCAGGAACCAGCUCUAAGCUGGUGAUGAUACUUUUUUGACUUUUUUUUCUUAUGAACGACACAGGGACUUUUUUUAUUCUCUCUUUGUAGGAUACCACGCAGCAGGAAAGCGUCGCAGCGCUUGUGUUAAUAUUAAUACUAUUGUAUAAGUAC
This is a messenger RNA of Gaeumannomyces tritici R3-111a-1, 2738 nucleotides long. Its product is annotated as peroxin 8. Bases 497 to 2602 code for a protein of 701 amino acids. NCBI's taxonomy places the organism in Eukaryota, Fungi, Ascomycota, Sordariomycetes, Magnaporthales, Magnaporthaceae. The record is from RefSeq and is a predicted model, not a curated record. The transcript is spliced from 4 exons.